Microthlaspi erraticum is the source of this 1224-nucleotide messenger RNA. The record is from the annotation of a GenBank genome assembly. Lineage: Eukaryota; Viridiplantae; Streptophyta; Magnoliopsida; Brassicales; Brassicaceae.
AUGACGAAGAUAUCGGAUCUACCAGACAAUUUGGCAAAGAACAUAUUGUCUAGGGUUCCGUUGACAUGUACGAGAAGAGUGCGGUUUACAUGCACAAGGUGGAACGCUUUAUCAAAAGAUCCGAGCUUUGCAAAGAAGCACAUUGGUGGAGCAGCGGCAAGGCUGUUAAUCUUGAGGUCUGAGUUUAAGGUCUGGUUGAUGAGCGUCGGUUUCCAUGGAAGAAGCCACUCGGUUGAUCCAUAUGUGAAGGAAGGUAAGCUCACUAGCCUAAACAAUUCAGAAUCAGAUCAAGAAGUCGAGAUAUCAAAAGUUUUCCACUGCAGCGGGUUGCUCUUGUGCUUGACCAAAGACAGGACCAGGCUCGUGGUUUGGAACCCGGUUCUGGGACAAACCAGGUGGAUCCAACCCAGAAACGCUUACCACAAACAUGACGUGUAUGCUCUGGGAUACGACGUAAACAAGAACCAAAAGAUCUUGAGGUUUCUCGAUGAACUCUGGGAAGUUGGGAACCCUUAUGUUGAACACGAAAUCUACGAUUUGAAGUCUGACUCAUGGAGGGUUCUUGAUGUGACUCCUGACUGGGAGAUUGAAUCUUAUCAACGUGGGGUGUCUUUGAAGGGAAGGACUUACUUUUUCGCUAAAGAGAAAAUACUAGUGGAAGAGGAGGUGGUGGAAGAAGUGGUGGAAGAGUUGGUGGAAGAAGAUUUUUUGCUCUGUUUUGAUUUUACGGCAGAGAGAUUUGGACCGCGUUUGCCUCUGCCGUUUCACUCUUACCCUGAAGAAACUGUGACUCUGUCUAGCGUUAGAGAUGAGCAGCUUGCGGUGUUAUAUCAGCGGGAUACAUCCUUUGUAGAGAUAUGGGUUACGAGUAAGAUUGAGCCCGAUGAAGUAUCAUGGAACAUGUUGUCGUUCCUGUCAGUGGAUAUGGCACCACUUACUGGUGUUCCUCACCUGUUUGCUCAUUACGCUGGGAGUUUCUUCAUUGACGAGGAGCGUAAAAUGGCUGUUGUUUUUGAUAAAGACAAAGAGGAGGAUAUCUACCACACAGCUUACGUGAUUGGAGAGAAUGGUUACUACAGAGAAUUUGAUAUGGAAGAGGAUGAUUUCCACUACGAAGAAGAUGGAGAACCCACUGAUUUCCCACUUGUUUGCUCUUAUUUUCCCAGUUGGGUGAAGAUCCAGCAAGGUGGUGAACGAGGAAGCAAAAGGAAAGAACGAGACUGA